CGUUCAUUUUCGACGGGUAGGUUUUCGCAGACGGACGGAGCAAAGAUUUGUGCAUCAAAAAUUGCAAUUUUCACAUUUAGAGCCGUGUGUGCAGCACCACAGACAUUGGAAAAGCGCUUGCCGCACUUGUGCAAAAACCCAGCUCCAUCUAGCAAACGCGGCUGGAAGGCGAUUGGCCGCAAAUUCGCCCUGGAACUGGAAGGCAAUUGCGGGUGAAAAAAAGUCGGAAAAAAAAAGUAAAAGAAGAGCAGAGACUGAAACCGUCGAGAAAUCGUUGUCGUCGCGCUCGCUAUAAUUGUUUGAUUUGGCCAGAGAAAUUCGUGUGCCUGUUGGCAGAAACACUUAAUAAUAGUUUGUAUUUUCGGAGUGAGUGCGUAGUGAAGUUCAGAAAAAGUUCAAGAUGAGCGGGGGAUUGCCGGAGUUGGGCUCCAAAAUCAGCCUCAUUUCCAAGGCGGACAUUCGAUACGAGGGCCGCCUGUACACGGUAGAUCCGCAGGAGUGCACCAUUGCGCUCUCGAGUGUGCGAUCCUUCGGUACAGAAGAUCGGGACACCCAGUUCCAUAUAGCGCCGCAGUCACAGAUCUACGACUACAUCCUCUUCCGCGGCUCGGACAUCAAGGACAUUCGCGUUGUCAACAACCACACGCUGCCGCACCACAAUGACCCGGCGAUCAUGCAGGCGCAGCUCCAGAACGGACCGCCCCAGAUGCCGCAGCCCUACUUCAUGCCCAGCGGGAUAAACGCUCCGCCGCAGCAGCAGGUGCCGUCGCAACAACCGCCCCAGAUACCGGGCGGUGGAGGCAGUGGUGGUGCUGGUGGUGGAGGCAGUGGUGGUGCUGGCGGUGGAGGAGCUCCUGGUGGAGGCGGCCCCGGCUACGGCAAUGGCAAUCCGUUCGGCAACCUGGGCGGCCCCAAUCUGGCCAAUAUCGUGGGCAAUGCGGGCGGAUCACUUGCACCCGGUUCCGGAGCUCCGGGCAGCGGACCCUUCAUGCACUUCGGCGGCAACCAGCAACAGCAGAAGCCCCAGCAGCAGAAACAGCCAAUUUCCGUUCUAGACAUGCUGGCCGGUGCUUCGCGGUCGACGACGCCCAUUAGCCUGAUUGUGAGUCCCACGGCGGAGCUGACCCAGCAGCAGCAGGUGCACCAGCAACAGAACGCUGGCCAGGGUGGCAACGGACGCGAUGCAGGACAUAAGCGCCAGAACCACCAGAAUCAGCAGCAGCAGGCGCAGCAGCAGCGCGGCGGUCCCAACCACAACAUGCAGCAGCAGCAGCAGCGCGGCGGCAGUGGAUCGGACUUCUAUAACCAGCAGCACCACCAGCAGCGGGAUCGUCGUGACUCCGGCCGUCAAAUGGACAACAACUACAGCAACAACAAUAAUCAGCGCAAUCGCGGCGGUGGCGGCAACGGAAUGCAACAGCAGCAACGAGGAGGAAACGGCGGCGGCGGCAGCGGUGGAGGAGGCGGCGGGAACGGAGGUGGAAACAACCCGGCCUGGAACAUGCAUCGCGGCAACCAGAACUCGAACAACAUGAUGAACAUGCGCAACCGCGGCAUGGGAUCCCGCGGCCCCAUGCGACCCAAUCAGGGCUAUCGUCCGCAGUCGGCCAAUAAUCAGAACAAGCCUCGCAACAAGAUCAAGUUUGAGGGUGACUUCGACUUCGAGCAGGCCAACAACAAGUUCGAGGAACUGCGCUCCCAGCUGGCCAAGCUCAAGGUGGCCGAGGAUGGUGCCCCCAAGCCAGCCACCAAUUCAACGGCCGCCACUACAACUGCAACCAAUGAGCAGGUGGGUCAGAAGGUUGAAGGCGUUCACACAUUGAAUGGCGAGACCGACAAGAAGGAUGAUUCUGGCAAUGAGACCGGCGCUGGAGAGCACGAGCCCGAGGAGGAUGACGUUGCUGUGUGCUACGACAAGACCAAAUCGUUCUUCGACAACAUCUCGUGCGAGGCUGCCCAGGAUCGCAGCAAGAACAAAAAGAACGAUUGGCGCCAGGAGCGCAAAUUGAACACGGAGACUUUUGGAGUGUCCUCUACACGACGUGGCAGUUACCGCGGACGCAACCAUUAUUACAACAAUAAUGGCAACAUGGGCGGAGCGGGCAACGGCGGCAUGAACUCGGGAUACGGAGGUGCGCCCGGCUACAACAGGAACAACUAUCGCAUGGGCGGCGGCGGCAACUUUCGCAACAGGAGCAACAAUCGCAACAACGGUGGCGGCCGUGGCGGCAACGGAAUGCCAAACAUCACCAACGGCAACACGGCUGCUGCGCUGAAGGCGGCCAACAACGCUGGGCACGGAUCCAAUGCCACGGACUCCAAUGCACCAAAUGCCACAACCACGACGACAAAGUCGACGUCCCUCUUGCCAGAGCAGACGCAACAGGUGGCGGCAGUUUCUCAAUAGUGCCGCCCAGCCAGUGGAAAGCCACUUUAAAUGAACCAACAACAAAUCAAUAGAUGCGAAUCGAGAAGAGUAAAGUAAAGUAAAUAUCCUAUUCUUUGCAAAGCUAAUUAUUCGAAGCAACCCAAUCAACCGACCGACCGAGCGAACGAUCGACGACACACAGGCUCUUAUUAUCAGGAAUUUCGAGUUAUGGAUCCAGCGGCAUAAUAUAUUUGUAUAAUUAAAAUUAGUGUUACAAUUCUCACGACGUCCUGGGGCGCACUUCGCUGCUGCCCGUCCACCACCGUGUGCUUGGCGAUGAUAAGCGCUCUACGAUUCGAUUAACGACUAGCGAUUAGCGACUGUGAAUGUGAACCGGCCAUGUGUUAGGUUUUGUGUAAAUGGCUGGUUCCAACGCCUUGCGCUGAGCAGAAAGCACGGUAUUGAUAAGGAGGAGAUAAUGGCACACCUGCAUACAUACAUAUAUUUAGUAAUAGAUGUGAAGAACAUAGUAAGCAUAAGUAUGAAAAGUUAAAAAAAACCAAACAAACCAUUUACCAGGAGCAAGGAGAUUUAGCGGAGGAGCCGAUCCGAUAACAAUAAUGAAAUUAAUGGAGUAAACCAAUUAAAUCCAUGGAAUUCCCAAAUCUAAAAUAAAAGCUAACUAAUACGUUUUUAUUUGAAUGAAAGAGUAACAAAUCGAUUGUAAUAAUGUAUUUCUUGUGGGCGUAAAACAUCGAGAAACACUCGAGCCGUUUUACUAGCAUUUAAAACUAUUAUUUAAGAGCAUUUUAAACAUGAAAAAGAAACAAGAAAAUAAAAUCGGCAGCUACGCGCUUCUUUGAAAAGCA
This is a messenger RNA of Drosophila erecta, 3237 nucleotides long. It is a transcript of the gene tral, whose product is annotated as protein LSM14 homolog A. Bases 401 to 2407 code for a protein of 668 amino acids. NCBI's taxonomy places the organism in Eukaryota, Metazoa, Arthropoda, Insecta, Diptera, Drosophilidae. Gene Ontology annotation, molecular function: mRNA binding. The record is from RefSeq and is a predicted model, not a curated record. Gene Ontology annotation, biological process: P-body assembly; cytoplasmic stress granule assembly. Gene Ontology annotation, cellular component: P-body. The transcript is spliced from 7 exons.